Pogoniulus pusillus (Red-fronted tinkerbird) is the source of this 1527-nucleotide messenger RNA. It is a transcript of the gene IMMP2L, whose product is annotated as inner mitochondrial membrane peptidase subunit 2. NCBI's taxonomy places the organism in Eukaryota, Metazoa, Chordata, Aves, Piciformes, Lybiidae. Bases 667 to 1194 code for a protein of 175 amino acids. Gene Ontology annotation, cellular component: mitochondrial inner membrane peptidase complex; membrane. The transcript has 8 exons. The record is from RefSeq and is a predicted model, not a curated record. Gene Ontology annotation, molecular function: serine-type endopeptidase activity.
GUUUCUAUAAUGAUAAAGGACAGCGCAGAAAUACUGACUCCACUCAGGUGAUCAGUUAAAAAUGCACAGACCUGGAAGUUGGGGAAGCCAGUUCUAGAGGUAACAAAGAGAAUAUGCAACUCCCAGCACACUGCACCGAACCAAACCACCUUAGCAUCUGUGGAGGCAACAAAGGCUGCCACAGAAGUAAUGUCCAUGUGCAUUUGGAUGCCCACCACCACCAAAGGAAAUCACAGCUCCUGCAAUCCAAUGGCCUGAACUUGUUUUUCGGUUCUUCCAUCAGCUGCACAACCAGACGUACUGAAAAAAUGAAAUGCCAAGCACGGAAUCGCUUUUGUAAAGGGCCUGCAGGUGUGUCCCACGCCUGACGCCGGGCAGAGCAGCCAGGCCAUACCGCCUGCCGAGCAACGCCCAGCGCACGCCGGACUGCACACUCGGAGCGACUCCCUGCGGGGAACAUCGCUCAGCCCGCGCCGGGAGCUUUGCGCACGGCCUCAGCUCAGCCGCCAGACAGGGCAGCCCCACGCCCGCCGCUCCAGGGCCGCACAGCCUGCCCGGCCCCGGCGGGGCCCGCGGCCUCCCCUCGCCGCCGCAGCCGCUGGCCCACGUGACGGCGGGCGGCUCGCGCCCUACCGGCCUGCCCUCCGCGGAAGGGAGGAGAGGAUUAUGGCGCAGGCUCAAGGUUUGGGGAAGAGAUACAUUAAAGCCUUUUUUAAAGGUUUCUUUGUUGCUGUUCCAGUAACAGUGACUUUCCUGGACAGAGUUGCCUGUGUAGCAAGAGUGGAAGGAGCAUCGAUGCAGCCUUCUUUGAAUCCUGGGGGAAGACAAGCAUCUGAUGUAGUACUCUUAAACCACUGGAGCAUUCGGAAUUAUGAUGUACAACGUGGGGACAUUGUGUCAUUGGUGUCUCCUAGAAACCCUGAACAGAAGAUCAUUAAACGAGUGAUUGCUCUUGAAGGAGACAUUAUCAAAACCAUUGGAUACAAAAAGAAGUAUGUGAAAGUUCCACAUGGACAUAUUUGGGUAGAAGGUGACCACCACGGGCACAGCUUUGACAGCAAUGCUUUUGGACCGGUUUCUCUUGGACUUCUGCAUGCUCGAGCUACUCAUAUUCUCUGGCCUCCACAGCGCUGGCAGAAGCUACAGCCAAUGCUACCUCCAGAGCGUAAACCACUUCUUAAAGAGCAGGAGUGAUCUGAACGUUCAGAUAGAAAGACACCUUUGUGGAGUUUGAUCAGGAAGAGCUUUGACCAAGCGUGCUUUAACAUCAGGUACCACACCAACAAAGACAUGCAACAUCUUCCUGUUAAAAUGCCAACUUAAGUGUAAAGUUUCUUUGUUUUAGGUGUUUUGGAAGAGUCUUGAGCAAUAGUGCAUUGUGCAUGACUUUGGUUUGAAAUAAUUGGUUGUAGAAGGUUUAGAUGUUCAGUUUUUCUGAAGUGUUAAAAUGCUUGACAUUGUGUCUGUACCUGUGCUUCUCUGGAUAAGAAAUUAUUAAAACCCUUAAUAAAAUAUUUUAAUCUUAUA